Molecule: messenger RNA, 3849 nt
Organism: Brassica napus (rape)
Lineage: Eukaryota; Viridiplantae; Streptophyta; Magnoliopsida; Brassicales; Brassicaceae
Exons: 2
Coding region: 1640-2605 (321 amino acids)
Source: RefSeq, a predicted model, not a curated record
UUCAUCAAUUCUUUCACAUUCUUGUGUUAUUGAAUUAAAGAUUUCUAUUCUGAUUUAUAAUUACUUUAAAUUCUACUGUUAUUCAAUAUUUGAUAGAUUUUGUAGUAAUGUUAAUUGAAAAGAAUUUAAUGGAAAAUGUAUUGUCAAUAUGUAAAGAAGCAAUUCCUUAAUUUUAUGAUGAGAUUUGUCAUCCUAGUAAAAUUCUAACGGUGGUAGUAUAACAAAUAUACCGAUAUUUUGAUUUGUACUCCCACCUAAAAACAAAACAAGCGAAUAACAGAAAUAUCUUUUGUAAAUGUUUUCAGAAAAUCCCUACAAAUUAGUACUUAUCAAAACUUCAAAUUGUUGUUGACAAUAAUCAAAUAACUAGAUCUCGACCCGCACAACCGUGCGGAUGAUUAUUUUUAUAUACAUAAUUAUUUAUUUUACAUGGCUAACUAUAAUAUUUAACAUAUUACAAAUUGUUUAAUAUAACAUUUUAGAGUGAAUAUACCGUGACUUUAUUCGCAAGUAAUCUUGUAUAUUAAUUGUAGAAUAUUUUAAAUAAGUUGGUAUGGUUAAUUGUAUCGUAGAUAUGCAUAUCUUGAUAUAUUAGAGGAUAUUCUUCUUAGUUGUUUCGAUAUUUUAUUGCUAAAUUUUAGGACAUUUCAAAUCAGAUUUGAGGGGAAGUUAUAAUUCGAUAAUAUUGUUAGAAUAUCCUUUUUUGAACGUUAUUGUAACAUGAUAAUGUGUAAAUUAGUUGUUUCGAUAUAAGAAAUAAUAUAUAAAAUAUAUCUUAUUUUAUUGUUGCAACAGAAACUUGGUUUUGAAAAAUCUUGUGCGGAUAAUUACUUGGACUGCACAUACGAUAUAUUGGCUAGAUGGUGAUAUGAUAUAUUACCUCUGUCUAAAUGGACCUAAUGAUAUAUUGGCUAGAUGGUGAUAUGAUACGACGGGUUUGAUGGUUCUUUUCAGGUGAGCAUGUUUAAUUUUUACGUGAAACUGACAAAAGCAAUCUGAAACAGAGGUUUUAUGGACUAUUUUAGGUGAAACUGUCGAGCUGUUAACGACAUGUACAUUAACAAACCAGAACUGUAGAACAGAACUAAACAUAAACGAAAAUAUAUUAGUCUAUGAAGGAAAAUGAUUUCAAAACGAUGGAUUGUGUUUUAUGUUUUAGAUGGUUUACAUUUGCACUAUAUAACGGAUUUCAAAAUGAUUGUUGUGUGGGUCAAAAUUUAUAACCACUCCAAUUUUAUAGGAUCCGAUUAAUAUUAGGAAUGAUAUAUUAUGAAGCCAUAUUAUUAGAAGAUAAAUGAAUGAUAACUGAUUUCUAGGAAUAAGUCCAAUAGGUCCAUUUUUUAAAAUAUCACACAUGAAUCAAGGUUGUGACUUCUGUUUUAAUAUAUAAGAUAUACACAAAAUCUCAACAAAUGAGUGCGUAUCCUUUUAGAAAAAAAUCUCUUUAUAGAUUGCUUCACCUAUAUAUAGCACUGAUCAUAUCACUUCUCAAAGCAAGAAAAUCCCACCUAGAAAAGGUUUCCGCAGAAGUUAUAAAUGAGUAGUUUUUGUCUUUUUGUCUUUUUGUUAUCAUUAGGUGUUAGUGUUCACCGUUUGCUCAUAUUAUUUCUUUUUAUAAGAUAAUCAUUCGCAUAUAUGUAUGUUAAAGAUGACUAAUAAAUAUUUUCAUUGUUGUAUUAGGAUGGAAUCAGGAGAAGCAUCGCAGCCACAAAAAGUUAAGAGCGGAUAUUUUCCAUGGACAUCUCAAGAGAGUCACUUGUUGAAACGUCUUCUUGUUGAUGGUAUCAGACGAGGAUGGCGUGAUUCAAAUGGCUCCUUGACCAAAAGAACAAUAGAGACAAAGGUAUUACCGAUUCUAAACAAACAGCUCAGGUGCAACAAGACUUACAAGCAUUACUUGAAUCGAAUGAAAUCCUUGAAAAAAGAAUAUCAUAGUUACACAGACCUGCUUCGAUUUAGCUCUGGUUUUGGGUGGGAUCCCGUAACUAAACAAUUCACAGCUCCCGACGAAGUAUGGGAAGAAUAUCUUAAGGCACAUCCAAAUAAUGAUAAUAUGAAGACUAAAACCUUUGAAGCUUUUGAAGACUUAGAAGUCAUUUUUGAAAGUGCUACAGCAAGGGGAAACAACGCAUUUGGACUUGGUGGUGAUGCAACUGCUGAAGCUUUUGAAGUUGAAAAUGAUGUUCAAGAAAGAGAAGAUGUGAACCAUAUGGAAAAUGGUACUGAGUCUAAUGAGACAACAUGUAGACCUUCUAAAGAAAAGUUGCCUUCUAGGAAGAGAGCUAAACCCAGUGGUGAUGGAGAACCAUCAGAAUCGAUUAACCUUGGUGAGCAUUCUGAAAAAGUGCUAAGUGAAAUGAUUGGAGUAAGCACUAACAUCAUGAAUCUUAUGCAACAAAGAGAAGAAAGGCAUCAAAAAGAAGCUGAAGAAAGAGAAUCUGAGAAGAGAAAGAAUAACAUUUGGGAUGCUAUCAAAGAGAUUCCUGGUCUGGAAAGAGAUAUCUGCUAUGAUGCAGUAACCAAAAUUCAUACCUUGAAUAUGAAAGAUGUCUUUCUUAGCAUGUCCGUUGAAGAGCGCUUGGGUUGGAUCCGUCGUAACGUUUAGGGUAUUAUUUAAGCUUUAGCUAUGCAUCUAAUAAAGUUCACGUAUGAAUUUGAAUAAUUGUGCUCAGAGUAGUAGUCAUUUUUUAGUUUUUAUUUAUUUGAAUAAUCUCUUUUGUCUCAGUCCCAUAAUAAAGGAUCCAAGCUUUUUUAUGUGUUAUAUAAGCUUUUUCUGUGUUAUACGUGAUCAGUCCGAUAUCAAAUAUCACACUAAACACUGAACUAUAUAAACGAUUAAAGAAAGUAUCACAUGGAGAGUGAAAGAGAAACAUCCAGUGUGAUAAUAUAAUUUAUAUUGUAGAGAAUCAUUUGCAAUUGUUUUAAAUUUUGCAACAAACUUCCAAAUUCAAAUUUAUAUAUGGUGCUUUUUCUUUAAUAAGUUGUUUGAAUUAGUCAACAAUGUCAUACUAUCCCAUGAAAAUAGAAACAAAUGUCAUACAACAAACUUCCAAAUUCAAAUUUAUAAGGGUGAUUUCCUUUAAUAUUAGUCAAGAAUGUCAUACGAUCGUAACUAUCCCAACAAAAUAGUACCUACAUGAAAGCAUCAAAUUUUAAACUUAACUUUACGAGCUUUAUAUAUAACCCGUGUAUCAAAAUCAAAAACAAAACUUAAGAGAACAAAUCGACAAAAAAAAAUUCGGUUUCUUAAUAGAUUACCUUUUCAUGGAUCAAAAUUUUCACGAAGAGAGAGACAUCAUGAUGGAUAUCGAGCAAACAGAAAAUGAUGAUUUUGAGGCGAGCAUAUUUCUUAUGGUGGUGAUGGUUGCUAUUGGAGCUCAGUUUCAAAACUCAAGAAAGUAUCUCAUGGGUCAAAAUUCUAUAGAACGUCCCCUUCGCCGGCCAGUCACAAUGCUCGGAGAACUAUACAUACAGAAGGUAUUAAAUGAGGAUCCAUAGAUCUUAUUGAUUAGUAUUAUGCAUUUUAAUAAAUUGCUACAGUCACUAAACUUUUGUAGUAGUAGUAACGCUUAUUUUUUUACUUUCAGUUUUAUCACUAAUAAAAUAAUGUUUGUUACCUUUUCAAUAGGAAAAAUUCAAAAAUCUCAUUGAUUUUGGAACGUGCAUUCUUUUAAAAUCCAUAAGAAAAAGCAAACAUGGGAAUUAUGUAAAUGCAUUAAAAUCUCAUCAAGUCUUAUAAACUACAGCAAAAAUUACUAUUUAUGAAUUCUUUCAAAUUCUAUUAAAUUCUUUGAUUGAAUACCACCUCCUUAUACCCCUUGGGUUAAUUAAUCCAAACCUUAGGGUUUA